Messenger RNA from Symbiodinium natans, 1863 nucleotides. The record is from the annotation of a GenBank genome assembly. Lineage: Eukaryota; Dinophyceae; Suessiales; Symbiodiniaceae.
AUGGCUGCAUCCUGGCUCCUGCCGGCUUGGCCCGUAUGUCUUUGGGCGCUUCUGGCACAAGCCCUGGCAGAUCCAGAUGACACUUGCCUGUCUUCCAUCAAGGUCAUCGACAACUUCUUGUCGGACGCUGAAGCACAGGCUGUGAUGGCAGAUCUUGAGGCGCAGAGGGCGCCGAGUGAGUCGGAGCGCUUGCGCCAGGAAGCCCCCACGCUCGCGCAGCGCCUGAAGUCGGAGCUCCGGUCCAAGGAGCAGGAGGCCCAGCUCGACAGCGCAGUGGAAGUCCUGGAGCCCGUGGGGAAGCUCAUCGUCGAGGUGCUGGGCCAUCCGAAGCUCGAGAAGCGCCUUCGGGCCACGAUCACGGGCAAGGAGGUCGCACAGCUUGUGGCCUCAAAGUCUUCCGUCCCGGUGUCCCGCAAGCGUGGGGAUGUUCAUGAACACGCAGAUCACAUGGGUGGCCGCUGGGUGAGCGAGAAGGUUCCAGGCACGGCUGCAGUUGCCUACCUCGAGUCCGCCCCGGAUGGUGGCAGCCUGGGCAAGCUCAUCUUCAAGGACAUCGGGGACGAGAAGAUUGUGAAGGAGGUGGAGGCGAUUGCUAAGCGCUUUAUCUCCUGGGACAACAGCAAGUGCUUGCACAGCUUCAAAGCCCGUUACGAUGGCCCACGACGUUUGCUAGGCUUCAACCACGACCGAGACUUCAGCCACGACCGAGAUUUCAACCACGACGAAGGCAUAUUACAGGUAACUCAUGAGUCGACAGUGUGCAGAGCUCUGGCCCAAACGAGGCUGCCGCUCCGCUCUCGAAAGGGAAGUGACCAGGCGUCCAGCCGGCAGCCGUGGCAUCAGCACAACUCAUGCCACGAUGUCUUCCACAAGCUCAUCGUCCUCGUCAAAGUCUCCGCCUCCGCAUCCACUACACAGGCACGAGGGCCGUGCCAUCCGUUCGCCGGGCGCUGUGGGCACCGCUGCGGUGAGUCUUGGCCUCGAAGAGCGAAGCAGAAGAGGACUCACGAUGAUGCCGUUUUCAUUGCACAGUGGGGUGGCAGAUGCGAGCAGUGCCGGACGUCACCGGAGCCUUUGGCUCCGGACAUGCGCGCGCGCUCCAAGCUGAGCCAUGGGCUCAAGAAGCUUGUGCCAUGCGGUGAGGCGACGCUCAGGACCAUGGUGGUCGGCGAGGUGGCCUCCGGCCACGUGACACGGUGGCUGUCCGAAAAAAGCCAGACCUCGCGAAGCAGCACUACCGCCCUGCGCCAUCCUGCCACUGGUGAGGCUGCUCCCGUCGGUGAGCGAUACAACAAGGAGCCGAUUCCAGACGAGGAGUGGUGGCUACGUGGGAACAACCGGUCCAAGCUCCUGACCACUGCCCCCUUCACCUUCUAUGAUGGCAACCCGCUGGCGAAGAAGAACUUCCAGGCUCAGUGCGUGGGGCCGGACCAUUCGCGGCGAGUGGCCCAGCAGCUGGGCCGGAUCGGCCACAGCUUCUCGGAAGCCAACUUGCAAGUGCUGAAGGAGGACCCCCAUGCACGGCGCUACAUGUCCCAAAAGUAUGCGGAGCUGAUGCAACGGCCACAAGCCGCUGGCAGUCAGCCGGACUCGGAAGCACGGCACAAGGGCAAGGGAAAGGGUUCGGAGGAUCGAGGCCGCAAGACACGACUCGGCCAGCUAGCUUCCAUGUCCUCCAGCAUGAAGCUUCCGAAAGCUGAGCUGCGGCAAACGAUGGACGGAAAGAACGUCAUCAUGCUGCCCAAUCCGCGGUUGCCUCGCGAAAACGCAUCGAUGGACAUCCACAACCCCAUGCCACCAAUUCUUGGGCGCCCCAAGUUCAACUACACCUUUGACUACAAUGGUGAGCGGCUUGCCAUGUAG